Messenger RNA from Aspergillus tubingensis, 3546 nucleotides. RefSeq names its product NACHT and WD40 domain protein. The coding region runs from base 1 to 3546 and encodes 1181 amino acids. Gene Ontology annotation, molecular function: protein binding. NCBI's taxonomy places the organism in Eukaryota, Fungi, Ascomycota, Eurotiomycetes, Eurotiales, Aspergillaceae. The record is from RefSeq and is a predicted model, not a curated record. The transcript is spliced from 2 exons.
AUGAAUGAUCGGAACCUACAAGAUGCUUUAUUCGGCAAAAUCAAUUUUUUUGUGGAUACUCUAGCUCAGUGUGCCUGCACCGAAGUCAUCUUGAACUCGGCCAACCAAGUAGACAAAGGCCACUUGCGAGUAGCCCUGGUCAGACUUUAUAAAGAUAUCUUAAAAUACACAGCGCAUAUAAAAAGGACACGAGACUCCAGCACGGCAUAUAAUGGAUGGGGCCUGGUCACAACGUUCACAGAGCAGCCGUUCACCGAGCUGAAUGCUCCUGUCACGACUGAAGAGGACGCUAUAUCCUCACUAGCUGAAUCGAUCCAGCAUUUACAUUGUGAGGCCGAGGCAAGGGAAAUCCUUCGUCAAAUCGAUCAACUGACCGAGUCUCUGCAAUGCGGAAGCCUCCGAUACAUUGUGGAUAAACUACCUAUGGCGGAAGAAGCGCAUCACAAAUCCCUUUCUAAUACCCAUGAGGCGAUCUGCCUUCCAGGUACUAGAACUGAGCUUCUUACUCUAAUCUCCAAGUGGGCAGAAUCUGCAGACAGCGAAACUAUCUUCUGGCUGAGUGGGAUGCCAGGCACAGGAAAGUCCACAAUCGCCCUAACAGUUGCAAACUUGUUCGAAGAAAAGGAUCAGCUUGGCGCCACGUUUUUCUUUAAGCUAGGAACGGUGGGACGCGAAUCUGCACGAUAUUUGUUUCCCACUAUUGUGAGACAAUUGAUUCUUCGCCAUCAGCAACUGAUCCCCGCUGUCAGGGCUGCAAUGGAGGACGAUCCUGAUCUUCCGCACAGAUCACUGAGUGUGCAGUUCGAAAAGCUUAUCCUGCAACCGCUGCUCAGCUUACGACUUAACCAAUCUACCAGAACCGUGAUCGUCAUUGAUGAAUUGGACCAAUGUGAUGAAGAUGACAUACGAGUAAUUCUUCAACUCUUACCAAGGUUGCGGAGUUCGCAAUCUGUAAGUCUCCGGAUAUUCUUAACAAGCCGGCCCGAACUUCCCAUACGGCUUGAGCUCAUGCUUUCUAAUGACCACCGUGGUGAGAGUCUUGAUGAUCUAUCUGCAUCAGUGAUUGAGAACGACAUCAGACUGUUCUUGGAACACGAAUUAUGGCAGAUAGGCUAUGAAAAGGGUCUGUCCACACGUUGGCCCGGAAGUGAAAUCAUAGAAAGGCUGACCAAUAUGAGUACUCCUUCGUUUUUUUACGCGGCAUUAGUUUGUCGCUAUAUUGGAGACAGACAUUGGGACCCGAUACAGCAACUAGACCAUAUUCUCUCUGUACCGCACAAACCUCUGGAAACAAUAUACCUGUCUGUCCUGAAUCAGUUACUCGACCAUGCUGAUGAGAAUAAAACCAAGGAUUUCAUUCAAGAGUUUCAAGAUACGGUGGGCGUCAUCGUUCAUCUUGCUACACCUCUUUCAGCGCCGACUCUGGCACAGUUAGUCAAUAUGCCUGUAGACAACAUCAAGAAAUCGCUGAAGAGCCUUCAAACUAUUCUCAAUAUACCUGAAGAUGUGGAUGCACCAGUCAAACUUCUCCAUUUUUCUUUUCGAGGGUUUCUCAACAGCACAGAUACCCAAUUCCGUGUGAGCGAGGCAGAGACACAUGCAAAGAUAACUUCGCAUUGCUUUAGGGUCAUGGGCCAACAUCUGAAACGAGAUAUAUGCAGGGUUUCUAGAGCAGAAGCACGGGGUGUUGAUGUUCCAAUUGAUGUUAUCGACAAAUGUUUCCCCUCAUCUCUACAGUAUGCUUGUAGCUACUGGGCUCAUCACCUCAUGCGAGCCGAUUCAAGUCUUAUAAGUGAAGUGGAAAUUCGAAAGUUCCUCCAGCAGCAUUUGCUUCAUUGGCUCGAAGCUCUAAGCUUGAUCGGAAAAGGCUCUGAGUCCAUCAUUAUGAUGUAUCAGCUACGUGAACUCUGCCUGGCUGCAGAAGAUACUCGACUGGCCGCUUUUAUUAAUGAUGCGUGGCGAUUUGCGUGGCAAAAUCGUUGGAUUCUCGACAAUGCUCCGUUGCAGUUAUACUCUUCAGCAAUUAUAUUUGCACCUAAAGAGUCCGUCGUUCGCAGCGCAUACGAGCACAUCAUCCCUGCCUAUGUGCACCGGUUGCCACAAUUUCAACCAACAUGGGGUGCGGGAUUGGCCAUGCUUAUGGGCCAUGACAAGGCCGUGAGUGUCAUAGCGUUCUCACCGGACAAUAGGCUAAUCGCGACGGCAUCGUGGGACCACACCGUAAUUAUAUGGAAUGCCGCUACUGGAAGAGAGCUGCAGAUCUUGCACGGUCAUACAAAUGUAGUCUGUGCGGUUGCCUUCUCUGCUGACUCCAAAAUGCUUGCUUCUGCAUCCUGGGAUGAGACCGUCCACCUGUGGGACUCGCGGACCGGCCUACUGAUGCAUACGCUACACUCUGUCUCCACCGUUACAGCGGUAGUGUUCUCUCCAGAUGGCCAGCAUAUCUCGUCCGCAUACGCGGAUCGAGUGACCAUUUGGAAUUCUGCGACCGGGGAUUUACAGGGCAUGCUCCAACUCCAUUCUAGCGUGAACGUAAUCACUUUCUCGCCGGACGGCAAGCUUAUUGCCGCUGGCUCAGACGAUGGCCUGGUGAUACUGUGGGGCGUAGAUGCAGAAAGACUUUGUAGGAGCUGUGAUGGCCACUCUUUCAGUGUGGAGGUCGUUCAAUUCUCACCCGAUGGUAGACUUUUGGCGUCUGCAUCGUCAUCAGAUGAUGGAAUCAUCAUGCUCUGGGACCCCGCAACUGGGGAGUUCAAAGGCUCUCUCAUUGACCAUCUUGACUACGUUAGUGAUGUGAAAUUCUCAUUGGAUGGGAGGAUGCUGGCGUCUGCCUCGGGCGAUGGUACCAUAAAGCUCUGGGAUAUAGGGACAGGUCAGGUUUCCAUGACCUUAGCGCAUGGGCAGUGUGCCGUGACAAUGAUCGAUUUCUCGCCUGAUUGCACGCUGAUAGCAUCGGCAGCUGCAGACCGGUGUUUGAGAUUGUGGGACGCGGGAACCGGAACGCUUAUUAGCACGCUGAAAGGUCACACGGCCCCGGUGAAUGCCAUCGCAUUCUCCCGCGAUGGAUCGCUUCUUGCUUCUGCAUCCAGUGACAGCACAAUCUGGCUCUGGGAUGUGUAUCAAGCCCGUUCGGUGGCCUAUGAAAACAAUGCCAAGGGGGUCCAGAAGCUCGCAAUCUCUCCCAAUGGCUUGCUCGUCGCAUCUGCGAACACAACAGAGCCCAGGGUCAGGCUCUGGAGCACUACCACAGGACUCCCCUGCGGGUCAUUUGAUACCAGAUCACCAGUACGGCAACUUUCGUUCUCAGACGACGGCUCAUAUCUGGAAGCGAACGAAGAGCAUUUUGAUGUAGAGUCUAGCACUGAGGCGGCUCCCUCUACAGUCAAAUGCGAUAAGCCCGUUUCUAUCGACCAGGGCUGGAUUUGUAUGAAGUCGGACAAGCUUUUCAAGAUCCCUCAGGGAUAUAGUGCUGCUACUAUCGGCGGACUGAUUGUCUUGAGCGAUCCGGCUGGCGAAGUCUCAUUCUUAGAAGUGUCUCUGGACUAG